UUGGAGCUCAUUCAGCAAGUCUUGCGAAUCGGUGUUGAACAACCAUUUUGCGUGUCCGAAAAUAUACUAAUAAUGAGUUUAUGUUGUUUUUAUCCUCGUCGUGAUGUUUUGUUUUAUCAGAUUUUUUUUCUCCCGGAAGCAGCAGAAGCGCGUAGAGUUAGCCUAGCCUAGCCUGCUAGCUGGAAACAGUGAGUCACACACAUUGAUGAAGAACAGAUUAUUUUUCUGAUGGAGGUUAGGGAGAGAAAAGGUCUCAGAAAGUCUCAGCGUCGGAGAAAAGACAGUUAACAGAAAUGGAGGAACCGACGCGCAGUGACGACGUCCAGCAGGAUGACCCAGAGAUUAAACAGGAACAGGAUGAGGCUGAGGUCACAGAGUUUGUAUUCAAUCCUGUCAAAAAUGAGGAUGAGGAAGACUUUUCUCAGCCUUUGGAGCUUCAUCUCAUCCAGACUGAGAACAGAAACCUUGUGGGACCAGAAUCGCUCUCAUCUGAACCUCCAGAGGCUUCAGAGAAAAACUGCAGAGAGAGCAAUGGGUCUUCAUUAGGUGAUAUGAGUGCGAAAAAGUUCUACAGCUGCUCUGAAUGUGGGAAAACCUUCAACAGCCGACCAUGUCUGGUAAGACACAGCAGAAUCCACUCUGAAGAAAAACCCUUCAGUUGCUCUUUCUGUGACCAGAAGUUCAGCAGGAGGGAAAGCGUAACUCGCCACAUGAGGUGUCACACCGAGGAAAAACCUUUUAGCUGCUCGGUUUGUGAACAAAAGUUCAGCCGAAAGGAGAGUCUGACGUAUCACAUGACCUACCACACUAAAGAAAAACCUCACAGCUGCUCCAUCUGCAACAAAGCUUUCACUUCAAAACGAAAUCUGAUGGAGCACGGGAGAAUCCACACGGAUGAAAGGCCGUUCAGCUGCUCUAUCUGCAAGACCACUUUCAAGCGGAAAUACACGCUGGUGGAGCACACUAGGAGCCACACCGGACAGAAACCGUACCAAUGCUCAAUGUGUGGCCAGAGCUUCAGUCAUGGCAUCAGCCUCACCCGUCACAUGAGGUGUCACACAGGACAGAAACCCUACAGUUGUCCCAUCUGUAAGGCUGCUUUCAAACUGAAGAACGCCUUGAUGGAGCACACCAGGAUUCACACAGGAGAGAAACCAUUCAGCUGCACCGUCUGUAAGGCUGCAUUCAGGAGGAACCAGGACGUUGUGAAGCACACCAAGAUCCAUGCAGGUGUCCAGCAGCUGUUGGUAAUUAAAGUGGAGCCUUUGCAUCAGGAGAGCAGCUCUAGUCCCAAACUGGUACAGGAACAGCCUAACCCUCCACAGAUUAAGGAGGAAGAUGAGGAGGCUGAGAUUACACAACUCAGAUUACCUGCUGUCCCGAUGAAGAGCAGAGAUGUUCAAAACAAAUCUCUGUCGUCACAAAUUCUUCCCAGCCAAGCUGAGGAGAGCAGAUACUCUGAGAGCCUGGAGCCGAGUCUAGAUCAGCAUUUACAGUCAUCCUUCGACAAGGAGUCGGGUUUAGACUCUCUGCAGAACAGCCCAGUUAGCAAAACUGCCUGCGAGAGCAGAAAGAAGCUCCACAGCUGCUCCGAGUGCAGUAAAACUUUUAACCACCGGGCAGAUCUGUCGAGACACAACCGAGUCCAUACAGGAGAGCGACCCUUCAAAUGUUCAGUUUGUAACGCAGCGUUUAGAAGAAAAUUCACGCUAGCAGAGCACAUGAGGACACACACUGGCGAGAAACCGUACAGCUGCUCCCUUUGUGAGCAAAGCUUUGGCCGUAAGUCCAGUCUCACCUGCCACAUGAGUUGUCACAGCGCAGAAAAACUUCUCCAAUGUUUGCUUUGUAAGGCCAAGUUUAGGGAUAAACAAGAUCUUGUGGAACACACAAAAACUCACACAGGUAAAUAACUGUUGGGUUGUACAGUCCGGGGUCAAAGGUUCACAUGGUUGCAUGCAGUGCAUGCUCAAAGAAGAAACAAUUUCAGUUCAGUUUGUAAAAACACAAGAGGCAGAGAUGAGCAGUUAUCACAAGGAUUCUGAUUUAUCAACAAUAAAUUAAUUUAUUAGGAAUAAAAACUGCAAACCCAGAUUCACUCUUGGUUUCAUAACAGCAGAAACUGAAUCAGUAUUUAUGAAAAUAUCCUCUAUUGCAAUUAUUGUGUUGGUUAGCUGUACAAUUGCACAAAUGUUUACAACUGUUGCACUACAGUAAUCAUGUUAAAAAAUGAAAAUCUUUCUUCAAAAUGACCAUCACUCUGGAUUAAAAUGUUUUCUUUUUCUUGCAUUGGUGUGAUGUAAUAAUGUCAUGUUAAAUAUUUGUUUUCAUGGGAUGUAUGAAGAAAAUCAACAUAAUUAGAAAUAAAUAUGGAAGAGGAUUAAGGUCGGUGAAAUGAGACUUUUCUCAGCUUUUUCCACAAAAUUCACUUUUCUUCCUUAGAAGUUUGACUUUUUUCUCAGAAUUGCGACUUUUCUAAGAAUUUUUACUUAUUAAUUUGGACUUUUUUUCUCUAUAUUUCUGACUUUCUUAGAACGUUUAGUUGUUCUUAGAAAUCUAUUUAUUGGAAAUUUUGACUUAUAAUUAUAAUACUUGUACUUUUUUCCUUAGAAUUCUGACGUUUUUUCUUAAAAUUCUUACGUUUUUAGAAUUCUGACUUCAGAAAAGUAAGUUGUGUCGAAAUAAAUUCCAACUUUCUGGAGGAAAAUGUCAGAUUUAGGUGAUUUUGUUUUUAUGUGUCAGAGGAUGUCAGAAUUCUGAGGGAAAAAAUGUAUUUUUGAGUGGCUGUAAUCCUCUUUCAUAAAGACUUGGAAACAUCAGUCGAUGUGUAAUUAAUCUAA
Molecule: messenger RNA, 2840 nt
Organism: Xiphophorus maculatus (southern platyfish)
Lineage: Eukaryota; Metazoa; Chordata; Actinopteri; Cyprinodontiformes; Poeciliidae
Product: zinc finger protein 84-like
Exons: 3
Coding region: 294-1913 (539 amino acids)
Biological process (GO): regulation of transcription by RNA polymerase II
Molecular function (GO): DNA-binding transcription factor activity; RNA polymerase II cis-regulatory region sequence-specific DNA binding
Source: RefSeq, a predicted model, not a curated record